Nannizzia gypsea CBS 118893 is the source of this 612-nucleotide messenger RNA. RefSeq lists its product as hypothetical. Gene Ontology annotation, biological process: GPI anchor biosynthetic process. The record is from RefSeq and is a predicted model, not a curated record. The transcript has 3 exons. Lineage: Eukaryota; Fungi; Ascomycota; Eurotiomycetes; Onygenales; Arthrodermataceae. Bases 1 to 612 code for a protein of 203 amino acids. Gene Ontology annotation, cellular component: glycosylphosphatidylinositol-N-acetylglucosaminyltransferase (GPI-GnT) complex.
AUGCCUCCCCGUCUGAAAACAUAUAGCCCUUCGUCGACCACUGUUCAAUUCACAGUCUCCAAUGCCACUCCAAGAUCAACAAUUGCCUCAAAGCUCAUUUUCUACAUUGGAAUUAUCAUCCGAAUUGCAAUAUUUGCAUUUGUUAUUCUGGUCGACACUGCUACCUGCCGCAAUCACAUACCGGAUAGUUGGACUGCCAUUCCCUGGGACACCAUAUGGAAAAGUAGUAUAGGUCUGAUUGCAUGCAAUAUUGCGGAUAAUUACAUGUGGCAGGCCAUUGCGACAUGCAGCGCUAUAUUGCUAUACCUUGUCGUUAGGAAGGGUUAUACUGAGGAGUCUCUGCUUGUCAUUCGAGGUUUGGGGGUACAGACCUCUACAUCCUCUGCGACAUACCUCCCCAGUGCGACGACUAGAUUUAUUCCAACAACUCAGAUCCAGGAUAUUGUUAUUCAUGAAGCGUUCAGAGGGUUUGAAGUGCGAUAUUACCUGGCGAUCAUCGUCGAUGGGGAGUCUGACGUUGUUGUUGUAUUCCCUAACUUGUUACCGAGGCGAAUGAUCGUUGAGGAAGUGUGGAAAGGUGCUCGAAAAUGCCUUUACGAAUCUUCUUCGUGA